CACAACUCUCAGGACUCUUCGCCAGUUUUCUCGUGCGAGGAUUAGUUGUUAACGGAAUUUCAAGUUUGAAAGAUGGAAGCCAGUGAUUUAUUUGGCUUUUCGGUCAGAGUGAAAAAGGAGCCUAGUGAUGUGACGCCGAGUAAAAAUAUUUAUAAAAUGAUUGACGAAAAACCCGAUCUUCAAAAUUUGCCAUUUCCUCCAAAAAAUUCACAGACCCAUACCCUUAAAAAAUGUGACAAAAGUCGUGAAAGUGAACUUGACGACGAACUGAAAAUAGUUGUCGAAUGCGAAGACGUAAAGCCCUGCAUAGAUUUAUUAAGAGUAAAGAAAAUUGACGAUGAUUUCCCAAAUCACAUGAAGAAUACAAAAGAUAUCAACGACAAAACUCUAAAUUUAAUUAAAAUGGAACCCAGAGAAGUGAAACAGGAAUUUGUUGGCGACAUUACAGAAGAAUUAAAUUUGAAUGUAGACUGUGAACAUGUCGAACAAAAUAAUAAAAGAAGAAUUACAAAAAACUUAGUCAACCAACAUAACCGUAAAUGCAAAAAGGAUUUUUCAACUAAGGAUACUCUGACUAGAAAACCGAAAUCAUUGCUUCACUGUAUUGCCCACUCAUGCGAUAAGUGUGCUAAGACAUUCAAAUAUAGGGGCAGUCUCAAGACUCACAUCGAUGAGGUUCACAAGAAUAUCAGAUAUGCAUGUGAUAUAUGCGGAAAGUCAUUCACCCAAAAGAUUCAUCUUCAAAGCCAUGUCAAUACGGUGCACAAUGGCGUCAAACAUACAUGUGAUAUAUGCGGAAAAUCAUUCACCAACAAAUUUAGUCUUCGAACUCACAUCGAUGCGGUACACAAGGACAUCAAACAUAAAUGUGAUACAUGCGGCAAGAAAUUCACAAGCAAGGAUUAUCUUAAAAUUCACAUUAAUGCUGUACAUAAUGGUAUGUCACCACAUGCAUGUGAUUUGUGCGGGAAGUCAUUUAUCCAAAAGUCUAAACUUCAAGUUCAUAUUGAUACGGUUCAUAAAGGUAUGACAUGCCAUGUAUGUGACUUAUGCGGAAAGUCAUUCAUCAACAAAUCUAAUCUUCGAAUUCACAUCGAUGCGGUGCACAAGGGCGUCAAAUAUACAUGUGAUGUUUGCGGAAAAAAAUUUACAAGCAAAUAUUAUUUAAAAAUUCACAUUGAUGCGGGUCAUAAAGAAAAAACGAAUUUUGAAACGUUUGUCUCGUCAGUAAACAAUGGAAUUCCGUACGCGGAAAAUAUUACUGGAAGUGGUUAUCAAACUUUAAUUGGUGGGUCUGGAAGCGUUGCCGAGGAUGCAGGCAAUGGUGGCAUGGCUUCAACGAGAGAGCAGCCUGCGUCGGGCGUCGAAAGUGCGACUUAUCCUCCCGAUUCUCCGUACUUCCCAUUCGGUAGUAGAGUUCCUAUAAACGAAGCUGUACCUGUUAACGUUAACACAUGCGCUGGACCUAAGGAUCAAGAUUCUAUCGGUAUAGCAGCCAACACGAAAAAGAAGAAAGAUGUAAGCACUAUUUAA
This is a messenger RNA of Trichogramma pretiosum, 1533 nucleotides long. Its product is annotated as zinc finger protein 112-like. Gene Ontology annotation, biological process: regulation of transcription by RNA polymerase II. The record is from RefSeq and is a predicted model, not a curated record. Gene Ontology annotation, molecular function: RNA polymerase II cis-regulatory region sequence-specific DNA binding; DNA-binding transcription factor activity. The transcript is spliced from 6 exons. The coding region runs from base 73 to 1533 and encodes 486 amino acids. NCBI's taxonomy places the organism in Eukaryota, Metazoa, Arthropoda, Insecta, Hymenoptera, Trichogrammatidae.